GCCGCUUCUCACGCCCGAAAAAAAGUAGACGAAGAAGAAGGCUAGCUCGUCAUAUCACCAAAAAGCCACAUUUGUGGGAAAACAUGGCUUCCCCUGUCGGCUGUGAGCAUUAUGUGCGCAGCUGCUUAUUAAAAGCUCCGUGCUGUGGUAAGCUGUAUGUGUGCCGGCUGUGCCACGAUGCCGAGGAGAACCACCAGAUGGAUCGGUUCAAAGUCUCAGAGGUGCAGUGCUCUGAGUGUCAGACCGUGCAGCAGGCGCAGCAGACCUGCCAGCAGUGUCAGGUGAACUUCGGGGAGUAUUACUGUGACAUCUGCCACCUGUUCGACAAGGACAAGAAGCAGUACCACUGUCAGCCCUGUGGAAUAUGCAGGAUCGGACCCAGAGAGAAAUACUUCCACUGUGAGAAAUGCAAUCUGUGUUUAGCUCAGGAUCUGCGGGGAAACCAUAAGUGUGUUGAAAAUGUCUCCAGGCAGAACUGCCCCGUGUGUAUGGAGGAUAUUCACACGUCCAGGAUUGGAGCUCACGUUCUUCCAUGCGGCCAUCUUUUACACAAAACCUGCUUCGAUGACAUGGUCAGAACCGGAGCGUACCGCUGCCCACUGUGUAUGCACUCUGCCUGGAGCAUGGAGGAUCACUGGGAGCAGAUGGACAAGGAGAUCUCUCUGUCCCCGAUGCCCCCCGAGUACCAGGGCGCUACUGUCAAAAUUUUAUGUAACGACUGCCAGACUCACUGCACGGUGCCGUUCCACGUGUUGGGGAUGAAGUGCACCGGCUGCGGAUCCUACAACACGGCGCAGGACGGGGGUCUCAUCCAGCAGCAGCAGGGGGGGGAGCAGCAGCAGCAGGAGGAAGAGCAGCAGCAGGAGGAAGAGCAGCAGGAGGAAGAGCAGCAGGAGGAAGAGCAGCAGCAGGAGGAAGAGCAGGAGGAUCAGGAGGACAUUGAGGCAGAAACAGACACAGAGCCGGAGCAGCCUCCCACUCGACACUAACUCUGCAGCAUCACACUGAAGGACAUUUACCCUUUAGACUCACAGAUUGUAAAAAAAACUCAUCUUUUGCUGAACCUGCAGGGCGGGAAUGUAUCCCACUUAAAAACAUGCUGGUGUUUCCGGCUCAUACCUUUAAAUUAAAACGUGCUGCUGUCAACAUGAAAUCUAAGCGCUGCUUUAACUUAAAAACACUUCAAAUGUUGCUGAUUGACCACCAGCCACCAAUUGUGCAAGUUCUCCUAUUUAAAAAGAUGAGAGGCCUGUAAUUUUGAUCAUAGGUAUACCUCAACUAUGAGAGACAGAAUGAGAAAAAGAAAUCCAGGAAAUCACAUUGUAGGAUUUUUAAUGAAUUAAUUGUAAAUUCCUCGGUAAAAUAAGUAUUUGGUCACCUACAAACAAGCAAGAUGCUCUGGCUCUCACAGACCUGUAACCUCUUCUUUAAGAGGCUCCUCUGUCCUCCACUCGUUACCUGUAUUAAUGGCACCUUUUUGAACUCGUUAUCAGUAUAAAAGACACCUGUCCACAACCUCAAACAGUCAUACUCCAAACUCCACUAUGGCCAAGACCAAAGAGCUGUCAAAGGAGACCAGAGACAGUCUGAAGUUUGCUAGAGGGCAUUUGGAUGAUCCAGAAGAGGAUUGGGAGAAUGUCAUAUGGUCAGAUGAAACCAAAAUAGAACUUUUUGGUAAAAACUCAACUCGUCGUGUUUGGAGGAGAAAGAAUGCAGAGUUGCAUCCAAAGAACACCAUACCUACUGUGAAGCAUGCGAGUGGAGACAUCAUGCUUUGGGGCUGUUUUUCUGCAAAGGGACCAGGACGACUGAUCCUUGUAAAGGAAAGAAUGAAUGGGGCCAUGUAUCGUGAGAUUUUGAGUGAAAACCUCCUUCCAUCAGCAAGGGCACUGAAGAUGAAGCGUGGCUGGGUCUUUCAGCAUGACCAUGAUCCCAAACACACCGCCAGGGCAACGAAGGAGUGGCUUCGUAAGAAGCAUUUCAAGGUCCUGGAGUGGCCUAGCCAGUCUCCAGAUCUCAACCCCAUAGAAAAUCUUUGGAGGGAGUUGAAAGUCUGUGUUGCCCAGCGACAGCCCCAAAACAUCACUGCUUUAGAGGAGAUCUGCAUGGAGGAAUGGGCCAAAAUACCAGCAACAGUGUGUGGAAACCUUGUGAAGACUUACAGAAAACGUUUGACCUCUGUCAUUGCCAACAAAGGGUAUAUAACAAAGUAUUGAGAUGAACUUUUGUUAUUGACCAAAUACUUAUUUUCCACAAUAAUUUGAAAAUAAAUUCUUUAAAAAUCCUACAAUGUGAUUUCCUGGAUUUUCUUUCUCAUUCUGUCUCUCAUAGUUGAGGUAUACCUAUGAUAACAAUUACAGGCCUCUCUCAUCUUUUUAAAUGGGAGAACUUGCACAAUUGGUGGCUGACUAAAUACUUUUUUGCGAGGGGUUAGUUACUCGUGGUGCGUUCACUGUCGGAGUAUUGUCUGCUGAUAUCUCUGAUGUUUGGAACUUGGGUUGUGUGAGGUACUUAUCAUUCGUCCACAAAGGGAAAUAGUGCCGAGGACAAAGACAAAAGCAAAGUUUAUUUUAUCCGCAUGAAAGAGAUAAAAUCAGUUUGAUCGUACGUCAAAUUAGAAUGACUAAGCUUUACUAAGGCCUCAGACUUCAUUGAAAAGGACAGAAAUCUUCCAGAUAAAAACGGAUUACUGACCGGGGACUUUCAGCCUGCUGCUCGUUCUCUAAUGUCUUGUUGCGUUGCAGAUGAGCUCUAAGUUAUGCUUCUUCUUCUUAAUUAAUAAUUAACUUGUUAACACCCAAUAAAAUGCUGUUUUACUAAG
Messenger RNA from Eleginops maclovinus (Patagonian blennie), 2821 nucleotides. It is a transcript of the gene rchy1, whose product is annotated as ring finger and CHY zinc finger domain containing 1. The record is from RefSeq and is a predicted model, not a curated record. Lineage: Eukaryota; Metazoa; Chordata; Actinopteri; Perciformes; Eleginopidae. The transcript has 9 exons. Gene Ontology annotation, molecular function: zinc ion binding. The coding region runs from base 84 to 989 and encodes 301 amino acids.